GUUGCCGAAGGCAAGCCGCAAGGUGAUAUUCAUUCACAUUGUAACGUUCUUGACAAUUCCAAGAUAUGCGUAAUAUAGACGGAAUGCUGCAGGAGAUCGAGGGAGACGUUUUGAAAUGACAGUACAGUCUGUUCCGGGCGUCUGAUGUCCAGAUGUUUAGUUCCUUGUCAUGACACUGACACCACAUGUACUGGUGCGAGCUUUGGGCAAGUCCGCGCUAAAGAUCAUUCAGUAUGGAUCUCUGGUCUACUGUACCUUGGAAUUUGUGGCAGACUUUGUUGUAUGUAGUGGACCAUCCAUGCAGCCAACCAUCCAGUCAGGGGAUGUUGUUCUCACUGAACACAUCAGCGUCAUGUUCAACAAAAUUCAGAAGGGUGAUAUUGUGAUCAGCAAAUCUCCCAAAGCACCUAAAGAAUAUAUCUGUAAGAGAGUGGUUGCAAUGGAGGGAGACUGCAUCAUUAACACAGAGGACAACUCCAUCAUCAGUAUAAAACGUGGUCAUGUGUGGCUGGAAGGGGACAACAAGACGAACAGUAUAGACUCACGCAGUUAUGGCCAGGUGCCUUAUGGCCUUUUAAGGGGUCGCGUCUUUUUUGUGUUAUGGCCCUUUGGCAGACUAGGAUCCCUUGGUCUCUCUGCUGAGAACAAAGGGAUGUAAGUUUUCAAAACAGACAGCAGGGAGAGAGAGGAUGUGAUUUCUGUCAGUCGAGCAUAGGAUGAUGUUGCCGCCUUAAAGCCUAGCCUUACUCAGGAUGCAGAGUAAUGUCUAUCCAGCUGCUGCUUUUCUUGGUUAAGUUUUAAAAAAGUGUAAUUUUUGUAUGUCUUCUGUCUUCAUCCUUUUAUUGGUAUGUACAUGCAAAUGUGCAGUACAGCCAAUCAGUAUGGUAAAUGAAACUCUAAAACUGGCAGACCUAGUGUUUUGUGUGACUUUAUUCAAACCGAGCCCUUUACAUUUAUUACACAAGAAGCAGCCUGCCUUUGAACAUCAUGUAGCUGUCAAGAAAACUUCUAGCAGCACCUGUUUAUGACUGCCUAAAAGAGGAUGCAUUUUCCUGGCUGCAUGUUGUGAAAUAAUGGUUUUAUCAAAUUAAUGUUUAGCUCUAUGUUCGCAGCACACAUUUAGAAAACUCUCCAAAUGUUUAAGGCUGCUCUUGAAUGAAUAAUGAUAAUGUGUAUUUGAUGCUCAUGUGGUGUAUGGUUAGCUCCUUAUUGCAAAGAUUGAACAGUAGAGAUUAGAGAGAUGACUUUUAAAAGCCCUGACUUUGUCCAUUCUUUUAUGCUUAUUCAUUCCACAUACAAUGGCUUGUAUAUACUUAUUUCACCAUGAAGUCAGAAGUGUGAUUAUUGUAUGCUGUGCAGUGAAAUUUGCAAAACUUGAGUAUAUUGCCAAAUUUUUUUACAUCAUAAUGUAAUCUAAACAUUAUUGCAAAACACUGCAGUCUGCCUAAAUGUCAUUAAAUUUUUUUUAAAAGACA
Messenger RNA from Pomacea canaliculata, 1475 nucleotides. Its product is annotated as mitochondrial inner membrane protease subunit 1-like. Gene Ontology annotation, molecular function: serine-type endopeptidase activity. The record is from RefSeq and is a predicted model, not a curated record. The transcript has 6 exons. Lineage: Eukaryota; Metazoa; Mollusca; Gastropoda; Architaenioglossa; Ampullariidae. Gene Ontology annotation, cellular component: mitochondrial inner membrane peptidase complex; membrane. The coding region runs from base 170 to 658 and encodes 162 amino acids.